CUUCCCAAGCAGUUCUCAAGGAUGUGAUGCUUUUCUUCGCCACAAGAUGACUCUGAUUUCUCCAUCAAUAUUGAAGAAGUAUGGAAUUCCUUUUGACAAGGUUACACAAGAGGCAGGAGAAUUUAUGAUUACUUUCCCAUAUGGAUACCAUGCAGGAUUUAACCACGGUUUUAACUGCGCGGAGUCAACAAACUUUGCCACCAUCCGAUGGAUUGAUUAUGGAAAAGCAGCGAAGUUGUGCACUUGUAGGAAAGACAUGGUGACAAUAUCCAUGGACGUCUUUGUGAGGAAGUUUCAACCAGAUAGAUACCAGCUGUGGAAACAAGGCAAAGAUUUAUACACCAUUGAUCAUACUAAACCAACUCCUGAAUCAACACCUGAAGUAAAGAUCUGGCUACAGAGAAGAAAGAAAAUAAAGAACGUUCCCAAGUGCUUUCCACACACCAGAUCCCGAUCUAAAAAGCUUAAAACUCCAGAGGACAAGAGAGUAUCUGCUAUGGUAGCUGGUGCAGAAAUCAUAACGACUGAAGCAGCUAGUGAUGGCUUCAAGGUCAAUGAAGAACCUGGAAAAAAAGUGAGACUGGUAAACACAGGAGUGCCUUCUGGGGAAGAAGAAAACAGUAGUAGAAUGCAGCUGGAUCAACAUUUAUUGGAUAAUGUCAAGGUUGCAGGAAGCAUACAUUCAGACUCGUUUUCAAGCCCUGUUCCUGUACUAGAGAAAACAAAAAUGGAAGAUGAGGACAGGACAGAUUCCAGUCAUCCUCUGUUUACAUGUGAAGAUUCUGUGGCCCACAUGCUGACUCCUGAUAGCUGUAGAACAGAAGACAGUUUGAAAUCUCACAAUCAGCCUGUUUCAUCAGUACCGCACUAUAAGUCAGAGGGACCGGCUUCUGAAGCGGAAAACCUAAAUAAAGAGGAAAAUGUCUCAGUAGAGGAUGAUGUCAGUGACCUAGAAAGCUGUGGAGAUAGCUUGGAACACGGAGAAGUGCCUGUUGUGAAAAAUGAUGAAGAUGAUGGCAUGGAAACAUCCAGUUCAGUGGAAGUUGAAAGAAAGAAAAUAUCUAAGAGUUGGCGUCAUCCACUAAAUAAACCCCCAGCUAGAUCUCCAAUGACUUUCGUUAAACAGCAGGCAACUAGCGAUGAAGCGGCUAUGGACAGUCAUUCCCUGGAUUCUUCCCUGAGAUUCAAAAGCACAGAACCCUUUUGCCUGUCCCCUGAGCCUUCUUCAGUUUCAGAACUGCCUGAGACUGCCUUAAUUGAAGAGGAAAUUCAAGAGACGGAGACAUGGGCCAGGCCUCUGGUCUACCUUUGGCAGACGAGAGCACCCAAUUUCAAUGCUGAAAAAGAAUACAAUGCAGCUUGUGCAAAAAAGGAGCCACACUGUGCCAUUUGUACUCUUCUCAUGCCAUACUACAAGCCAGACAAUCAUGAUGAAGGGAGUCCUACUUUCGGGGAAGCAAACUCAGCAGAAACAUUGAUGGCUGAAAAUGAAAAGACUAAGCCUCUUAUUCCAGAGAUGUGUUUUAUUUAUAGUGAAGAAAACACUGAAAACUAUCCAUCAAAUGCCUUUAUUGAAGAGGAUGGAACAAGUCUUCUGAUUUCUUGUGCAAAAUGUUCUGUACGGGUUCAUGCAAGUUGCUAUGGUGUUCCUCCUCAUGAAAUCCAUAAUGAAUGGUUGUGUUCCCGAUGCAGAAAAGAAGCCUGGACAGCCGAAUGUUGUCUCUGCAACUUGAGAGGUGGUGCAUUAAAGCAAACUACUGACAAUAAGUGGGCACAUGUAAUAUGUGCAAUUGCCAUCCCAGAAGUCAGAUUUGGUAAUGUCACAGAACGUACACCGAUAGACACUGGCAGAAUACCUUUGCAAAGAUUAAAAUUGAAAUGUAUGUUCUGCAGGCAGAGAAUUAAGAAAAUCUCUGGUGCCUGCAUUCAGUGUUCAUAUGGAUGCUGCCCAGCCUCUUUCCAUGUUACCUGUGCCCAUGCUGCAGGAGUGCUGAUGGAACCCAAUGACUGGCCAUAUGUUGUCUACAUCACGUGUUUCAGGCACAAGAUCAACCAAAAUAUGAGAGCUAAAGCACGUGAGAAAGCCAUUACAGUUGGGCAGACGGUCAUAGCCAAACAUAGAAAUACACGAUACUACAGUUGCAGAGUCAUAGGAGUUACAUCUCAACUUUUCUAUGAAGUAAUGUUUGAUGAUGGCUCUUUCAGUCUGGAUACUUUUCCUGAAGACAUUGUGAGCAGAGAUUGCCUGAGGCUGGGCCCACCUGCAGAAGGAGAGGUUGUCCAAGUGAAGUGGCCUGAUGGAAAACUGUAUGGUGCAAAGUAUCUGGGAACAAACACAGCUCACAUGUAUCAGGUUGAAUUUGAAGAUGGUUCUCAAAUAGUAAUGAAGAGAGAAGAGAUCUAUACACUAGAUGAAGAGCUUCCUAAGAGAGUAAAAGCACGUUUUUCUACAGCUUCUGACAUGAGAUUUGAAGACACAUUUUAUGGAGCAGAUAUCAUCUUGGGAGAGAAGAAGAGGCAGAGAGUAUUGAGUUCCCGCUUUAGGAACGAAUACGUGGAUGAUCCAGGGUACCGCACCUUCUUAAAGAGCUCAUUCCAGAAGAAAUGCCAGAAAGGACUAUAAAGGAAGCAAGGGAGAGAGGGGAGUGUUGAUUAAAAAGCAUGUGAUGUUAUUUGCAAUUGGUUUCAGUUUAAUUGAACACUCGGUUUUAUAGUGAACUAAUCCAUACACCAGCCUCGUAAGCUGAAGUACUUGAGUUCUGAUUUCUUCAGUUAAUGUUUAAGAGUUUUUAUGAUGUAUUGCGUUAUGAAACAAAGGGGGAAACCAAGUGAAAGUAAGAGGAAUUACACAGUGGUAUGCUGAACAAAACUUUCAGUCCUGGUUGCAUUGAAAUAAGUGGUAAAUUUCCCUUCAAAUUACAAGAGAAGAUUCACACAGAGGAGACAUUUUAGUAAACGGAUAAUUUCAGUGACUCCAUUUUUCUGCAGACAGGAAAGGGCGUUAAGUUCAAUAAUGAGAGUUUUUAUAAAAUAUUUUUAAACAAAUACAGAUAUGUACAGUAUUGAGACAAAAGCUGUACUUACUCUGUGCACUGCUUAUACAUUUUUAUGUCACUACUGCUUUCAGUAAGGUUUGAUGGGGACUCAACUGUUCACUUAGAUAUUUCUGGCUUUUAAGAAAGGUAUCUUCAGCGCCAGCAAAGUUGUUUUGUACAUUUUAAAGAGAGAUUUUGGCAGUUAUUUUUGAACAUGUUUUUGAUAAGGUCUAUUAAAAAUGGCUAUUUGUAAAAUAUAAUGUUCUUUCAUUACAUGUAUGAAAAAUUAGAGUUUAAAUAUAUAUGCUUAACAGACUAGUUUUGAAUGAAUAUAUUAUGGUCUUCAUUUUAAAAUAAUAUUCUAUCAAUGUAAUAAUGUUUUAAAAAACCCAAACAAAUAAAUACUAUCCUUUUACUUGCA
Calidris pugnax (ruff) is the source of this 3456-nucleotide messenger RNA. RefSeq names its product lysine-specific demethylase 4C-like. Gene Ontology annotation, biological process: chromatin remodeling. Bases 47 to 2623 code for a protein of 858 amino acids. The transcript is spliced from 17 exons. NCBI's taxonomy places the organism in Eukaryota, Metazoa, Chordata, Aves, Charadriiformes, Scolopacidae. The record is from RefSeq and is a predicted model, not a curated record. Gene Ontology annotation, cellular component: nucleus. Gene Ontology annotation, molecular function: histone H3K36 demethylase activity; histone H3K9 demethylase activity.